AUGGAGGCGCGGCGGUUCGGCUUCGGCGCGUCCAUGCCGCCGGCGAACAAGUUCGACCCGACGGACGAGGACAUCGUGGCGCAGUACCUCCUCCCGCGCGCCGCCGGCGUGCCCAACGCGUACGAGCACGCCGUCAUCGACGACGACCCCUACAGCUGCCCGCCGUGGGAGCUGCUGCGGCGCCACGGCCACGCCGGCAGCGACCAGGCCUUCUUCUUCGUUCCGCCGCGCGACAUGGCGCGGAACGCCGGCCGCGUCAGCCGCGUCGUCAGCGCCGCGGCGCCCGGCGGCGUCGGCGGCGUGUGGCGCGGGCAGAAGGGCGAGGACAAGGCGCUCGUCAUCGUGCGCGGCGACGCCCGCGGCCCCGAGCUGACGGUCACGUUCCGGCGGUACAACCUGUCGUACUACAGGAAGGGUGACCGGAGGUCCAGCGGGUGGGUCAUGCACGAGUACCACGUCGUCCACCCGGAGCUGCGCCCCGGCGCCGUGGUCGCGCGCAUCAAGAUCACCGAGAGGGCCAAGAAGAUGGGAAAGAGGGAGCAGCAGCUGCAGGAGGAGGACGCCGUUAUCGCCAGGGCGGCGGCCGCCCUCACUCCGGGACCAGAGCAGCCGGGCCCCAGCAAUUACUUCGUCUCCGAGUCCGACUACGGCCAUGCCGCCGGGAACGCCUUCGUGGCGAGCGUUGUUGGCGAGGGAAGCGGCGACAAUUUCCUCCAAGAAGACGGCAGCGGCUGCUAUUUCCUCCAAGACGACGGCGGCAAUGGAGAUUGA
Molecule: messenger RNA, 771 nt
Organism: Miscanthus lutarioriparius
Lineage: Eukaryota; Viridiplantae; Streptophyta; Magnoliopsida; Poales; Poaceae
Source: the annotation of a GenBank genome assembly